AGCAAAUAUUCCCGUCAAAGAACGGCUGCGUUGUAGGAGAGUGACACCGCAUUCAAUGUUGGUACAUGUUGCUACAACAGCUUUUCCUUAGUACUAAAUUAGUGACCUAGAUUUUCACUAGAAAUGUGCUUAAAUGUUACGGGCGGUUGUAUAGAAAUAACCCCCUUCUCCGUGUCAAAAAUAGACAAGUCUUGGAGCUAACCUACAGCAAAAGUUCUGCAAAGAUUUUGUUCAGAGUUUUAAUUUCACGCUAAAAUUGCCAACAUGGAGAUUCACGAAGGGGCAGCGGUAGCAAGCGACAGCGUGCUGGACUUUUCCCGUUUGAGUCUGACCACUUUCAACGUUAACAGUGUCAGCGACGAGAGAAAAAGGGACACCAAACAGCUCUACCUGAACUACAACCGACUAGCCUCGCUACCCUUGUCGGUCAGCCUUUUCUGCAACCUCGAGUUUUUGGACAUCAGCAACAACGGACUGUCUGCCAUCUGUGAGGGCAUUACUCGACUGACGAGUCUGAAAACCCUGAUAGCCAAGAACAACCGCCUGGACGAGUUUUCGCUGCCCAAAGAGUUCGGCUCUCUGCAGCUGGAGGUGUUGAACUUUAGUGGGAACCGAUUUGAGGAGAUCCCACUUCAGUGUAUGAAACUGCUGCGUCUGCAGUCGCUUUCAUUCGGCGGAAACAGACUGAAAAGUAUACCUGAAGAGAUAGAAAAUCUAACCAGUCUGGAGCUGUUGUAUCUGGGUGGAAACCUCAUCACCGCCAUUCCCCCAGAAGUGGCUAACCUGCCCUACCUCAGCUACCUGGUCCUAUGUGACAACCGCAUCCAAAGUGUCCCCCCGCAGCUCACCAGGCUCCACUCGCUGCGAUCUUUAAGUCUCCACAACAACUUGCUCACUUACCUGCCGAGGGAGAUCCUCUGCCUGGUGCACCUGCAAGAGCUCAGUCUCCGUGGCAAUCCACUGGUGGUGCGCUUUGUCAAGGAGAUGACCUACGACCCCCCGUCACUGCUAGAGUUGGCAGGACGUACCGUCAAGAGCCGAAAUAUUCCCUACUACCCAUACGAUCUGCCGUCAAACCUGCUGCGCUACCUAGACCUGGCCAGCAAGUGCCCCAACCCCAAGUGUGCCGGCGUCUACUUUGAUUCAUGUGUGCGGCAGAUCAAAUUCGUGGACUUCUGUGGAAAGUACCGGCUGCCCCUCAUGCACUACCUGUGCUCCCCAGAGUGCACCUCUCCCUGCAGCUCCAACCCCCAGAGUGACGCGGAGUCGGAGGAAGAGAGCAGCGUGCCUGCUUACCGCCUGCAGAGGGUGCUUCUGGGAUAGUAUGAUGUGGAGGAACCUUUGACCCUUUGGACAAGCCCAGCCUUGUCGGUCUGUCACUGUGUUCAACAUUUAUACAGAGAUUCAAAGUUGGCGGUCAGACUUUGCUGCACACGUGCCUCAUUUGCACUGCAUGGUUCGGCUCAACUUGACUCCACUCAACUCCCUUUUGGUACCAGGUGCUUUUUCUCUAUUUGUUUUCCACUGCGGAUAGUACCCCCUCAGUCUAGGCAGCAUUCUCAGCUGAUUGCCAUAGCAAUGCUGUGUGAAACUGCCCUGGCCUAUCAUCUUCAACGCAUCACUCGUGGAUCUUUUCAUCGGCAACGGUGUCUGCACUUUGUCAAUUGUACGACGUAGUGAACAUAGUGUACAGCAUAGUUUAGUGUGCUGCCAUUUUUUUUUUAAAUCUGGGGUGAGUGAAUAAAAAAUAUUGCAGUCGCUAUUGACGGUAGCUUGGCUAUUUAAAAAUGACGGGUUUGUGCUGUUAGUGACAGUUCUCUCUGACCAAUCAGUGGUCCGCAGUGUUUUAACUCUACUUUCUAUCGACUCAGCUCACUUGGAAUCAUACCAAGGUGGUACCAAAAAAGUACCAGGUACCAGGUACUAUUCACAACUUUUGCAAAUUGAAAACCAAAAAAGAGCGAGUCGAGUAUAGCCGUGCCGUACCAUGCAAUGGAAAUGUGGCAAUAAACACACAGAAACCGUAACACACUGUUUAACUGUCUGUCAGCCUGUGUGGCUGUAUGGAGACCGACUUCCUCCUGGGGUUCUGAAAACACGGUAACUCCCAUUUUAUGAAACCUCUCACCACACAUCGCUCGCAUAACACAAGUAAAGGAAAGCUCCUAGUUCCCAUGUAGCCAUGCAAAUCCACAGUCCGUCAGUCAUGACUUCAUCAAAGUGCUUGGUCUCCUGGCCCAGUAUAGGAGGGCAUUUGAAACUCAGUGAAGACUGAUGGAGCAGCAGGAUUAUUUUCCUUUUUCAGGGCAGUUACUUUAUCUUCCAUACCACGCUUUGUGCUUCUUAGUAGCAACAGCACAUUAUUCUGCAUUUUCUCAAAGUUUGGAUAUGAACAAUGUAUUUUUUUUGUCCAGCUACUGGUGACACCCAGAUUUCAUUUAAAUGUCUCAUACCAGGUGAGCUUCAAAACUGCCAUGCCAACUAGGAAAAAAGUUAAAAUAUGUAUGCAAAAACUAUGACAUUAGUUUUACAAUACAGUAUUCUAAAUUGA
Molecule: messenger RNA, 2551 nt
Organism: Perca flavescens (yellow perch)
Lineage: Eukaryota; Metazoa; Chordata; Actinopteri; Perciformes; Percidae
Product: leucine-rich repeat-containing protein 58
Exons: 4
Coding region: 265-1323 (352 amino acids)
Molecular function (GO): protein binding
Source: RefSeq, a predicted model, not a curated record